This is a messenger RNA of Ilex paraguariensis (yerba mate), 1424 nucleotides long. The record is from the annotation of a GenBank genome assembly. NCBI's taxonomy places the organism in Eukaryota, Viridiplantae, Streptophyta, Magnoliopsida, Aquifoliales, Aquifoliaceae.
UAUCUUAGGGUUUAAAUAGUAUGCCCCCCUCUCUGUGUGCCAGAGCAGGGUCUCUCAAUCUUCUUUGCCAAGAAAUAAUUUCCCUAUCUUCUAUGUCUCGUUUCUUGAUAUCUUCGGCUGAUUCUGCAACUGGGUUUUUUCCACAAUUCCGCAGAAAUGCUUCCAUUCAAAUCAAUCAAGAACAAAAUGUCCAAGUUUUCUUGCUAGCUCAUUUCACAAACAAUUCUCUCUCCUGACUAAUGGGAUGCACCAAAAUAGCUCUAACAAGCAAGCCCAGUUCAAGAAUUGCCAAACUAUGCCAUCCAAAGUUGUCUCUCUGGUCAUCCCCAACCAACCGACCUGGUUUACUCUUCUUCUAAUUUAGUGGCAAACUACUUGUGUUCAAUCCUUUGUGAGAGUUCUCUGAAAGAUGGAAUUUUCGAAUUCUUUCAAUGGGUUUUCUGGGACUUAUGGAUUUGAAGGUAUAAUAAGAGGUGGGUCAUCGUCGUCUUCAUCGUUGGUUUUGGAUGGUGAGAAAGGAGAGCUUGUGAGGGCUCUGGUGAAACCAGGGCAAAAAGAGGUCAAAGCAGAGAAAGUGUUGGCGGCUUUGAGGAACCACAGUGAUGCUGAGAGGAGACGGAGAGAGAGGAUUAAUGGUCAUUUGGCUAAGCUUCGGAGCCUAAUUCCUGGCACUAAUAAGAUGGACAAAGCAGCAUUGCUUGCUGAAGUUAUCAAUCACCUGAAGGUACUCAGAAAGAAUGCAGCAGAAGAUGCUAAAGGUAUCCUCAUACCAACGGACAUCGAUGAAGUAAGAGUUGAACAACAAGCAGAUGGAGCUUCUUAUUCUAUCAAGGCAUCCUUAUGUUGUGAUUAUAAACAUGAGAUUCUUUCUGACUUAAAACAAGCUCUUGAAAACCUUCAUCUGAAAACAGUGAAGGCAGAAAUUGCAACUUUGGGAGGUAGAAUGGUGAAUGCUUUUGUAAUAACUGGCAGCAAAGAAGAAAACAUCAAAGACGCUGAAGGAUGCCAGCUUCUUGCAAGCUCAGUUCAUCAGGCUCUAAAGUCUGUACUUGAUAAAUUUUAUGCAUCACAGGAGUUCUCUUCAAGGAAUACACUUUCAAACAAGAGGCGUAGAGUUUCUUUUUUUAAUUCUUUGAGCUCAUCUUCAUUAGAAGAUUUCUGGUGAGAAAGGUGAUUCUAAUGAUAGAUUACAUGUUUCUUUAUUUAGUUUUUCUAUGCUCAUAUGCUUUGGUGUACAAAGUUGAUAGAUGGAUCAAUGGCAUAUAUGUUUUCUGCUUUAUCAACAGAAGAAUAUGAAUGCUUGUAUCAUAUGCCUGCUUUUGUUUAUGGUUUAAUGUGUUUCAGUCGCAGAAAUAUGUAUUACCUAUAGUGUAGAAAUUCUGUACUAAUGUAAUUUUAAGAUUGAAAGUUCCUUCGGUCCUCUG